This is a messenger RNA of Suillus subaureus, 1701 nucleotides long. Its product is annotated as pyridoxal phosphate-dependent transferase. Gene Ontology annotation, cellular component: nucleus; mitochondrion; cytosol. Lineage: Eukaryota; Fungi; Basidiomycota; Agaricomycetes; Boletales; Suillaceae. The coding region runs from base 87 to 1478 and encodes 463 amino acids. Gene Ontology annotation, molecular function: cysteine desulfurase activity; pyridoxal phosphate binding. The transcript is spliced from 8 exons. The record is from RefSeq and is a predicted model, not a curated record. Gene Ontology annotation, biological process: [2Fe-2S] cluster assembly.
UCUUCGUCAUUUCACAACAGCGAGCACUAGCUUUUUGUUCUCCUUCCUAUUCAGGUUCCCCUAUCUGAUUAACGAGAGAAGUCAGGAUGUUUUCCAGAGUCACCCCCAGUAUGAUAGGAAAAGCCACUUUCAGAAACUCCAUAGGACGGGCUGCUGUCUGCGCUCGCAGAGGUUUCGUGCAACCUUCUAGUGCAGACCGUGCACGCAUCGUGGAAGAUAUGCACUUCAAGCUCGAGGUUCCAAAUCGUGAGAACAGCGUAACACAAAAGACUCGUCCCAUAUACCUCGAUAUGCAGGCCACCACUCCUGUAGACCCACGUGUUCUCGAUGCUAUGAUGCCGUACCUAACAGACCAGUAUGGUAAUCCACAUAGUCGAACCCAUGCAUAUGGAUGGGAAGCAGAGCAGGCUAUUGAGGCUGCACGCAAGCAUGUAGCGGACCUAAUUGGAGCCGAGGCUAAGGACAUCGUCUUCACUUCUGGUGCUACCGAGACCAAUAACAUGGCCAUUAAGGGUGUCGCACGGUUCAAUAAAGACAAGAAGAGACACGUUAUCACGACACAAACGGAGCACAAGUGCGUCUUAGAUUCUUGCAGGAAACUUAGCGAAGAAGACUUUGAAAUAACCUAUCUUCCUGUCGAGUCUAAUGGCAUAGUCAACCUCAAGACUCUUGAGGCCGCUAUCCGCCCUGAUACCUCCCUUAUUUCUAUCAUGACGGUAAACAACGAGACCGGUGUCAUCCAACCAAUGAAGGAAAUUGGUGCUAUUGUGCGAAAGCAUCGUGGUCUAUACCUUCACACCGACGCGGCGCAGGCCGUGGGAAAAAUACCUAUCGAUGUUAAUGAAGCCAACAUUGACCUGAUGAGCAUAUCAGGGCAUAAAAUCUAUGGUCCAAAGGGAGUAGGAGCUGCGUAUGUCCGCCGGCGACCGCGCGUGCGAUUGGAACCGAUCUUGAGUGGAGGAGGACAAGAGCGUGGGCUGCGUAGUGGUACCCUACCCACGGCGCUGGCGGUUGGCAUGGGCGAAGCAGCACGCAUAGCCAAGCUGGAGAUGGCGAGGGAUCACGCACGGAUCAAGCAGUUGUCGGAUAGGUUAAUCCAGGGUAUCAAUUCCCAAGUCGAGCAUGUAGUUCGAAAUGGAGAUGUCAAUGGAUACCCGGGGUGUGUGAACCUUUCGUUCUCGUAUGUUGAAGGCGAAAGCCUUCUCAUGGCCUUGAAGGAUAUUGCUUUGUCUUCUGGUAGUGCAUGUACAUCUGCGUCUCUGGAGCCUUCAUACGUUCUUCGUGCUCUUGGAGCGGCAGAGGAUAUGGCACAUUCGUCCUUACGCUUUGGCAUCGGUCGUUUCACCACAGAAGCGGAAAUUGAUUUUGUCGUAAAUCACAUCGUCCGCGUUGUCACCAGACUUCGUGAUAUGAGCCCGUUGUGGGAGAUGGUGCAGGAAGGCAUCGACAUCAACUCGAUUAAUUGGUCUCAACAUUAAUUUAUAGUUCUGAAUUUGUGAUCACGUCGCAGCGUUUUGCUUUACCUGUCGUUUACAUAUUUGAGGAUUGUUUUGCCUAUGACUUUAUGUACAACGAUAUGAAGGACUUUCGAAGGAUAUUAUUGGCGGUAUUCGAGGUCUUGUCCACUAAUUGUCCACGGUGCCCAAAUUCUUGGCAAACAACUGAAUAUAAUUGCGAGUUGAAUCUCCGCCAUAACUGCAC